Morchella importuna is the source of this 969-nucleotide messenger RNA. RefSeq lists its product as uncharacterized. Bases 1 to 969 code for a protein of 322 amino acids. The record is from RefSeq and is a predicted model, not a curated record. NCBI's taxonomy places the organism in Eukaryota, Fungi, Ascomycota, Pezizomycetes, Pezizales, Morchellaceae. Gene Ontology annotation, cellular component: cytoplasm. The transcript is spliced from 7 exons. Gene Ontology annotation, molecular function: glutathione transferase activity.
AUGACUACUAAAUUGACGGACUGGGCCGACAAAGCAACCGGCGAAUUCAACCGCAAGCCCUCCGUCUUCAGAAACUUCGUCUCCCGCGACCCCGGCGCGCAGUUCCCGCCCGAGAAGAACCGCUACCACCUCUUCGUCAGCUAUGCCUGUCCCUGGGCCCACCGCACCCUCAUCGUCCGCCAGCUCAAGGGCCUCGAGGACGUCAUCAGCUUCUCCACCGUGCACUGGCACAUGAAGCAAGGCGGCUGGCAUUUCGCCACCCCCGACGAAGCCAGCGCAGAGAUGGCCACCGCGCCCGAACCCGUGGUAGGCGCCUCCUUCCUGCGCGACAUCUACCACCGCGUCAACCCGGACUACAGCGGCCGCUACACCGUGCCCGUGCUGUGGGACACGAAGAACAACGCCAUCGUCAGCAACGAGAGCAGCGAGAUCAUACGCAUGUUUUAUGAGGAGUUUGACGAGUUUGUGUCUGAGGACAAGAAGGGGGGGUGGCUGCUGCCAGAGGCGAAGAGGGCGGAGAUUGAUGCGAUGAACGAGUGGGUGUACGACACGGUGAACAACGGGGUGUACAAAGCGGGCUUUGCGACGUCGCAGGGGGCGUAUGAAAGUGCGGUGGGGGCGCUGUUUGAGUCGUUGGGGCGCCUGGAGGGGAUCCUUGCGGGAUCGGGGGGGAGGUAUUUGUUGGGGAGUGAGAUGACGGAGGUGGAUGUGAGGCUGUUUACGACGGUUGUGAGGUUUGAUCCGGUGUAUGUGCAGCAUUUUAAGUGUAAUGUCGGCAUGAUUAGACAUGAUUAUCCGGCGAUUCAUAAGUGGCUAAGACACUUGUAUUGGGAUAUUCCGGCGUUUAAGGAUACGACGAACUUUGAGCAUAUCAAGAAGCAUUAUACGAAGUCGCACACGCAGAUCAACCCCCAUAGCAUCACGCCCGUGGGGCCGCUGCCGGAUAUAGUGCCAAAGGAUAAGGAGUAG